AUGCCGGCUGUGUGUGAAGGCCCCAUGUGUCGGAACAGCAUGCCGCAACCGGCUGCCGGGUUGGCACCGCGUCCCGAAGCAGUGCGAGUCGACGCGUUGCUAAAGUUAUGCUUCCCUAAUAUGUUGAAGUACGCCCCCACUGAUGUGGUUAGCAAGGAGGAGUUGAAUGACCGGAAAAAUCGGUGUGGUACUGUUGUCGGAGACGAGCGUUUGCCAGAAACGCAUCGAGGCUCGCAGUCGGCGUUCAUGAAGUCAUAG
This is a messenger RNA of Gregarina niphandrodes, 258 nucleotides long. RefSeq lists its product as hypothetical. The record is from RefSeq and is a predicted model, not a curated record. NCBI's taxonomy places the organism in Eukaryota, Apicomplexa, Conoidasida, Eugregarinorida, Gregarinidae. Bases 1 to 258 code for a protein of 85 amino acids. The transcript is spliced from 2 exons.